Molecule: messenger RNA, 1434 nt
Organism: Cylindrotheca closterium
Lineage: Eukaryota; Bacillariophyta; Bacillariophyceae; Bacillariales; Bacillariaceae
Source: the annotation of a GenBank genome assembly
AUGCGGUUCCGCAAGCAUAAAGACGAGGCAGACCAGUCGGUACCAACAACGGUAGAGCUGCCAUUACAUGGUUCAGAUGGAGAGGACGAUGACGUGGAUAACCUGCCGUCUCGAUUGGCUUGCAAGCUCAAGAUUCAAGCAGCCAUUCGAAAACGGGAUCAUCUUGGUAUUGUGCGGAUAAAGGUCCCUGAUUUUUCUGCUGAAAACCAAGUCCCUGCUUCUAUCAUUUGUGUCCUCGACAUCAGUGAUUCAGGUGAUCAACCUUCCUGUUUGCACAUCAUCAAGUAUGCUGCAAGGAAAGUAGUGAAAACUCUGGGUCCGAAUGACCAGCUGUCCAUUGUGACAUAUUCCAACGAGGGUGCAGUUCUUAUGCCGUUUACGAAAAUGACCGCGGAGAAUAAGCCUUCAGCCCUCCGUCUGCUGGAGACUCUCGAACCGACCGGCAAGUCCAAUCUUUGGGGUGGACUCUUGCAAGCAAUUAAGACGGCCACCGGAAAAGCGGCAGAAAUUUUGGUCUUAACCGACAGUGUUCCAGAUAUCCACCCUCCACGUGGAGAAGCUGAAAGCUUCAUUCGCUUAAAGCAAAAGCACUUGCAAUGGAGAUGUCGGUUAUCUACUUUCGGUUUUGGAUACAACAUUGAUAGUCGACUUCUGUAUUCCCUGGCAUCAGAAGGCGACGGACAAUUCUGCUUUCUACCAGACAAAUCUUUCGCCGGCACUGUUUUCAUGAGCGCGACAGCGAAUAUACUGAGCACAGCGAUCUACUCAAGUUUCCUGUAUUUCGAUGAUAAACACAGAAAUCCAUGGAUUGACGACAGCUUUGAUGCGGAGGCUGAGAAUCCAUCGCAACUCUGCAUACAAAUUCCUAGUCUUUCUUAUGGUCAGACUAUAGAUGUGCUUGUAAGCAACGAUAUAUCUGUCUACUCCAAAUGUCGCGAACUGGAUGGGUUGCUUGGAGGGAAAGCAGACUUCGUAACCACGCUUGACAUUGAAAUAGCCCGACUGCGAGGAAGGCUGGUGUCAAUGGUUCAAAAUGCAGAAGAACGCUUCCACGCAAAUGACCCCAAUGCUUUGUCUUUGGCUCAGAAAGAAUGCCAAAAACUGAUCGGCGAAGUUAAUAAUGUGUCGCAAAAGGCCGCAUUUCUAGCGAGCGACGAAUAUGCUGUUCGUUUGCGAGCCAUAGAAGCUGAUUUGACUGACAACGUGACGAAAGCAUAUAGUCGAGAAGACUGGCACACCAUUUGGGGAAGACACUACGUCCUAUCCCUCAUCAGGGGUCACGAGCUACAACGAACGACAAAUUUCAAAGAUCCCGGUUUACAGCAAUAUUCAACCAAGACACUGAGCCUCAUUCGAGGGAUGGCAGACAAGGAAAUGUCAAAAAGUCCAGAUCCUAAACCUUGGUUUCAAAUCCCCCAAAAGAGUGGAAGUUGA